AUGGCCGGUGGUCAGAAUCUUGGCGCCUUGACCACGACGGCGCCACUGUCGUCUUCCUGCGUAGAUGAGCUCGACGUGGUCUAUAAGGUCCACACAACUCCAGAAGGUUACUACUAUCUCCUCAACGGUCCGUUGGAGCCCGCCUCGUGUUAUCCAAGCGGCUACGCCGGCAUCACAACACAAUACUACUCGCCUGCUCCGGCGUGUCCUUCUGGAUUCACCUCGGCAUGUGGAACUGUCAAUGCAAUCGGCACUGUCAGCGAGACGGCGUAUACGUGCUGCCCAACAGAAUACGACUAUACAUGCCAGACCAACGCAUCGUAUGCAUGGGAAUCGACUUUGGGCUGCGUGUACCCUGUGGAUUCUUCCUCCUCGACGGCCUGGACCGUCGUCAAAAUCAGCAGCGGCUUGACAUCAACAAUAACGAGCACGGGAUACGCGGGUGGUAUGAAUGCGUAUAGCAUUCAGGUCCGAUUUCAAGCAAGUGAUCUGACAACUGCGACCUCCACCUCCUCUCAAACGACGCCCACUACGGCGGCAGUAACGGGCACGAACAAUGACAGUCCCAGCUCGACUUCAGAAGCAAGUAGCAGCUCUAAUGGCCUGAGCACCGGUGCAAUAGCUGGCAUCGCUGUGGGCGUGGGCCUUGUCGGCCUUGCGAUCAUUGGCGCAGUGGCUUUCUUGAUGAUCAAGAAGCGGAAACAAAAGAGAGUUUUACAGCCAACCCAAGUGUCGCCGACACAAGAACUGGACAACAACAAAUCGACACCUGCCUAUCAAUAUUAUUACUCGGAGCUGGACACUGGCAGGCCGAAUGAAGUCCAUGAGGCACCGGCGUGA
Messenger RNA from Pestalotiopsis fici W106-1, 840 nucleotides. RefSeq lists its product as uncharacterized. NCBI's taxonomy places the organism in Eukaryota, Fungi, Ascomycota, Sordariomycetes, Amphisphaeriales, Sporocadaceae. The record is from RefSeq and is a predicted model, not a curated record. The transcript has 3 exons. Bases 1 to 840 code for a protein of 279 amino acids.